GCAACAGAACUACUUGCCUUUUUUUCUACUCUGACAAAAGUCCAAAUGUUGUUAUGGAUGAGUAUUUAUCCGUGUGAAAAAUUCAUCUAUGCGGUACAUUUUAUGUUACUAUUUUAUGUUACAUUCAUCCAUGUGGGAUAUUUAUACAGAUUACCAAAAUAUCUAUGACAUAUUAAAUUACUUCUCUUUGUACCUUCAUAAAACCUAGGCUCUGAGUCUCUAGACACAUAUCUUGUAUUAUAUUCUAACUUGGGGCCUUUUAUUAUUUAUCAGUGACUGGUCAUCAGGCUCAGACUUUCUUGGUGGACGCAUUGCUAUGUUCUUUAUGGCUCGGCACAGAUCAGUGGCAGUUAAACACCAACACUUUCUAAUAAAACUGCAACAGACACCAUAAUCUAUUCUCCCUAGCAGUGAAAUACCUACGCAGUCUGUUGCACAAGACGGGGGUAUAGGUAUGCAUGUAAUAGUGACAGAGAGAGAUGGAGAUGAAGAGAGAGACAAAUUGAAAAAUGCCCUUUUUCAAUUAUAUUGCUCAUUUCUUGAAUUUUCAACAACACUUUUUUUCUAGUAUUAUUUCAGUUUCGGUGGAAGAGUGUUAACAGCUAAUGCUGGCAAACAGAAUUCAAAUAUUACCAUGAAUAGAGCUACCAACAAGAUAUCAGCUGAUUGUACAUAUGACUUUAAGAGUAAUGGUGACAGAAAUAUAGAAAGGCCUGAAGAUUGCCUGAUUUGUUAACAAAUAGGGAAUAAAAUUUGAGCUUGGUGGAUAUAAGAAUUGAAACUGUCUUAUGAUUCAGUGUGUGCCAUAUGCCCCACAUUAAAGCAAUAUGGUGACAUAUCAGGGAAAGGAAGCUUCAGUGGACAACCUUUCCACACAGAAGCAGCAUCAUUCCUCUGUUGCUAUAGAAACAGAACCCACCGUGGACACACAACACGUGUUCCAGUGAGCUUAUCAUAACAAGAAUACUGUGUUUUAUCCAUUUCUGUGCUUGAGAUGUGAAUGUACACCUGAUGCAGAAUAACAGUAUAACAGGGAUGAACUGUACAUAAGAACCAUAAAAUAGCAUUCCUCUGAAGAUUCAUGAAGUAAUGUUCAUUCUGCAUAUGAAUUCUUUUGAUAUUCACUAAAUAUCUAAGGUUUGUGGUGAGUAAUAUUUUCUAGGGAGUUUAUUUUAAAUACAUCUCCAGGCCAUUCUGCUUUAAUUGGCAAGUGUAUGCGCCAUUUUCAAUUCAAACAAAAAAUUUUUAAACGAAAGUACUAAAAUUGAUCUCUAACCAAACAAAACAAAAAAAGCUCAAAUCUAUGUUGAGCUGAGUAUUUUGUCAUGUACUGUAAAAAUAUACCUGCUAAAAUCCUAGUUAACACUGCAGAGUGUUUAUUUAGCACAGUGGACUUCAGGGACUGAACUGGCAAAAGAAGCUUUUUGCAUGUGAAAGAGCUACAUGAGAUUUCCCAUUGAGAUGAUGACAGCUGACCUGGUGAUAACAUUGAAAACUGCACAACAGUGCUGGGAAUGCAGAUCUGUGAACGGAGCGAAUCUGGGAAGAAUGCUAUGAAAUGCACUGCUUGGAAACUAAAGUAGUUGUGAAUACAAUCAUGAUGUGCAUAUGUAGAAAGAGUUCCUUAUCUCUGUGUGUAGAAACCAACAUACACUGUUCAAGUAAGCGUGAAGGUACCAGACCAGAGACAGAGGCAGACAGAUAAGAAUCGAACAGUGAGUGUAUUUAUGACAUCGAGCAUGAAGAAUUUGAAAGGCUAUUUAAGAUUUCAGCAUAUUUAAAUAUUAGCUAAUGUAAGAAAUCCAAAUUUCAUGAAUUGCAAUCAUAACAUUUUAGCUUUAAAAACAUACACUGAAAAUAGCAGAAAAUAGAGAACAGCAGACUGAAUAUCCUAAUUGCUUAAUUUUUAGUACACACAUGAUCAUCAGGCUGCUGGAAGUAAGUGAGACAAAUGUGGGUGAGUUGAAGAUUUUUGAAUAUGCUAUGCUAUUAUCCCAAUAUAAACAUCGCCUGAGUAAUCAAAUGAGCACAGAGUGCUCUUCUAUUCAUGGGGACUUUAAUGGCUUUAAUUCCCACAAAGCAAAACACUACUCAGGAGCACAUGUAACUAUAUGAAUGGAAUCAAGUGAAUAAAAACCAUGACAUCACAGCACCUGAUGGCAUGGCGAUAUUAUCGUCCAUUUUGGAACAGAUGCAUGGACUGACAGGUGUUUAAUGAGGCAAUACAAUACAGGGCAUUCAAAGAAGAACUGUGACAACCUUUGAGAGUAAAAUUAAUUCUAAAAUAAUAAAUUAUUUUAGAAAUGUUAGACAUCUUCAUGGACCCACCAGUUAUACAUUUGUGUUGCACAUUUUUAUUGCAUUCAAAAAUACUUCAAGUAAAAAUUCAGCAUUUAGUCAAGGAGUACUUUUCAAGAUACUAUUUAAUGUCUGUUUUCUCAUUCCUCAUGUACACAUAUGUACACACAAUGUGAGGUUGUUUGAGUCUUUCAUCAGCUGGUGGCGUGAACAUGACAGUGGAGUGAACAUGUACAUGCCUGUUUUAAAACAUUAGAUGGCUGGAUAUUGCUGAGAUAAUCCACUGAAAAGUGAUCCUCUCCUCACUGUUGCAGGCAGCUAAAUGUAUGUUCACAUUAGCCUUCAAAUAUUAUGAGUUUAGCCUGUCACUACAGCAACCCCAAAAGACUCUCAAUACUACAAUAUUCUUAAACAUUCCUACUAGACCAUGAACAGUUAACAGAGCACGCCUACAUACCCUGUUCACACAGCAAUAUUUAUUUAGCUUAAUAAAACGUCUGCCAAAUUCCACAAAACUGUUACAUUACACAGUCAGUAGUGAAAAAGUGUGGCUGGGGGGGGUGUGUAUGCUGUGCAUGUGUGUAUGCUGUGCAUGUGUGUAUGCUGUGGUAAAAGAGUGGUGGAGAAGCUGAAUCUGUCUCUUUAAGAACUGGUCCUUGGGCAGGUUGUGGUGUUGAGUAGGGAGGUGGAUCCCUGUCUGUCUUUAUUCUGCCUGAUUUUCCCAACAAGCAUUCUUAUCAACAAACCCUGCCUCACUACCAGCUUGCUCCUCUGCCAAUAUGUGUGAAUGAACUUGAUUGAGUUGGGUUGGGUUUACUCUCAGAGUUCUUCACUGUGUGUUUGUUUGUUUGUGUGUGUGUGUGUGUGUGUGCGCAUCACUUUAUCAUCACCUGAAGACUCCUGCACUUUUCUGAACCAACCUUCUCAAGCCAGCUUGCACUGCAUCAUGAUACAGAGGGUUACUCUGGCUUUACUUCUCUGGGGUGGUUGUGGUUGGCUCAUCUCAAACUGUGAAGGCCAAGACUUGUUUCCACCAACUACUGUUGCAAACUGCUCCUGUAAACUUGGCCAUGGGAAGUGUGCUGAAGAUGGCAACUGCAGAUGUGACCCAGGUUGGGGAGGGCCCUUUUGUGAGGACUGUGUGCGGAUGCCUGGCUGUGUCCACGGCUCCUGUCAUCAGCCAUGGCAGUGCACCUGUUUGGAUGGCUGGACAGGCCGAUUCUGUGACAAAGAUAUUCAUGUGUGUGAAAGUGAGAAGCCAUGUCAAAAUGGGGCCACUUGUUUUCUAAAUGAGGCGGGAGACUACAACUGUUUGUGUCCUGAAGGCUUCCAUGGAAAAAACUGUGAGUUAAAGUCCGGGCCAUGCCGUAAAAUCAAGUCCCCCUGUAAGAAUGGUGGCUUAUGUGAGGAUCUAGGUGGCUUUGCACCUGAGCUGUCUUGUCGAUGCCUAGUCGGCUUCACAGGACCUCGCUGUGAGACCAACAUGGAUGACUGCCUGAUGCGUCCCUGUGCGAAUGGUGCCACUUGUGUGGAUGGUGUGAACCGCUUUUCGUGCCUGUGCCCUGCUGGCUUCACUGGCCGUUUCUGCACUGUCAACCUGGAUGACUGUGCCAGUCAGCCAUGCCUCAAUGGAGGCCGCUGUAUAGACCGCGUCACCAACUUUCACUGCCUGUGUCCUGCUGGAUACACAGGUCGAACUUGUGAGGUUCCUUUGGGGGAAAAGGGGCUCCAAACCCAAGCACCACACAGGGACUCCUCUGGCUGGGGAGGAGGAAGGUUCCCAGAAAUCUCCAAACUACCCCAUAUUACUCCAAAUAAGCCACAUACCUACACCUCAGGAAACUACUCCCAUGGGGUUACAACCAGUGGGGAUAAGGGCCAUCUGUUGAAAAUUUCUGUAAAGGAGGUAGUGACUCAGAGUGCAGCAGCAGGACUCUCGGAGGAACAUUUUAUAAUCCUGCUGGUAUUAGGAGGCCUGACUCUGGCUGUGGUGGCACUUACAGCUGGCCUGGUGCUACGAGGACACUGGCAGAGUAUCUGUGUUUGCACUCAUUGUAGAGCACCGACCUCCAAACAACAUUCAUUCCAGCGAUGUCGCAUGCAGCAGCGCCACUUAGCUGCCACUCAGCAGGACUGCAAGAUAAGCUUCCUACACUCAUCUGCUCCACCUGAGCUUGAGAAGAAAAGACUAAACACAGAAGUCAUAUGAAGAUACAGGGAAAAAAACUGCUUGACUGCUCAUAAUAAAGAUGGGUCAUGUUUAAUGAAAAAGGGUCUCAUUUCUGUUUAUGACCUUAAUGACCCGGUCACAUAAGCUGUCAUUCAGGAGGAGAAGGAGCCGAUUAAAGUGCAGUUAAACUGAAAGAAUAAGAAACAAUCCACCACAGAAAGAAGAGCACUUGACUAACCAUCGUGGAAUAAAUGAUACCAUGAUGGAGCACACAGCACUGAAGAAGCAUUAAGACAAAAAUGUGUAGAAAAGACUUUAGGAAUGUUUUAUUACAACACAGUCUUCAGAAGGACUGCAGCGAAGAAAAGUACUGUACUAUUCCUAUUUUAUACAAAAAGACUUUUUUCCAUCCUACAAAAACAAAUCUAAGGGUGUUUUCACACUUGGACCGUUUCAGUGCGCCAAGUGGUCUCAGAUCGCUCAUUCAGCAUUUUUUGUACAUAUGUGAACACAACAAAUGAUUCCUCUAAAGUGACCCACAAGGGAACUGUACUGAGACCAUAUUCAGAGUGGUCUAAGUACAGUUUGUUUGUGGUUCAUUUUGUGGUCUCAAUCCACUUCACAUUUUGCUUUUGCAUCUGGCUAUUCGGUCUAAUCUGACUCAAUAAUCACAUUUGCUUCAGGGGGAUAAUAAAGAAGUAUACAGGAGCUAUUAGACUUCUCGCAGUCUUCAAAUGUAGAAGUUGUCUAUAUGGAGACAAUUGCCUUGUAAAUGAUAAUUGAAUAUUUGUGUUGUUUUAUAUAUGUGUAUAAUGUGAUUUUUGUACAAAUGUUGGAAGAGUUAUUAUGGCUCCAAGCACACUUUGCUGGAGCUUUCUUGUUCUUGUUUUGUGAUGGGGAGCUGUAAGGCCUGGAAAAACUGAAUUAGACAGGAAGGUGCAUUACCCCCACUAUUCAGGCAAGUAAGGGGACCUUGAUCAGUCUCAUAGUGGCCCUAUAGCACAGUGUUUUUUUUUUUUUUUAGUUUAUUUGUUUAUUUCGUAUAAUCUGACUGGAAGACAGUUUCACUCUAUUGGAUUUUAAAUUAAUUUGCAUAAUAUGCAAAACUUACCAGUGCACCUCUAGACCUCUAGACAUUUCCAAAUAAUGUGACCACCACAUGCCAAUUAAUCCUUCCAGGGUGGAGCUUGGUUAGCAUGGAUAUCGCCAAUUAUGUGCUGCAUUUGUCAACCAGGGUUACUAUAAUAUUCAAAUAACUGCUUCUCAGCAAUUGCUUGUUGAAGUAAGUUGACAAUUUGCAUGCUGGAUCUUUGUGCUUGUCUCUAAGGUUGUCAGGGAUUAUGUGAUAAAUGUAAAAACAUGACUGGUGUCAGUCAAAAUCAAAAUUCAGCUGGCUUUUAACAAGCUUACCAUUGACCAUGCUACAAGUAAUGUCUUCAUCAGAUUUGGAGUCUGUAUCUCUAGAGUCACCAAUGGGCUUGAGCUUACAUUUCUACUGUUAUUUCUGACCCGUUUAUUUAAUAUCAUUAUCAUUAUUUAAAAAAAAAAAAUCAAUCAACAUCUGAUUAAUUUUGUUCAGAUGACAAGCAGAUUAAGCUGAACAAAAAAUAUCAAAGGAUUUUUGAUAUUCACUACAAAUUUUGGAGCAAAGAUGCCAAAAAUAAAGGCCAUAUCUAUGCA
Pangasianodon hypophthalmus (striped catfish) is the source of this 6148-nucleotide messenger RNA. RefSeq names its product delta-like 2 homolog (Drosophila) (gene dlk2). The transcript is spliced from 6 exons. Lineage: Eukaryota; Metazoa; Chordata; Actinopteri; Siluriformes; Pangasiidae. Gene Ontology annotation, biological process: heterophilic cell-cell adhesion; establishment or maintenance of epithelial cell apical/basal polarity. Gene Ontology annotation, molecular function: calcium ion binding. The record is from RefSeq and is a predicted model, not a curated record. The coding region runs from base 3086 to 4507 and encodes 473 amino acids. Gene Ontology annotation, cellular component: plasma membrane; protein-containing complex.